GAGCUCAUGCAAUAAUAGUUUGCUCGAUGUGAGAGCGAAGUGUAAGAAAUCGAGCACGCGUUAUCGCUGCAGCAGCUCACACCGUGUCGCACUAAAAAAUCACGAGUUUUCAUUUGUAGUUGGAGCCAGAGUUUCUUAUUUUUUCGCAUUUCUUUCUGGCAUUCUCGUUCUUUGAUUAGUAAUAUUUUUUAGUUUGUGAGUGAUUCGACAGCGGGCUCGUUGAAACAAGGAAAAAUGAGACGCGCAAUCGCGCUCCUCCUACUUGUGGUCUGCGUCGGGUUCAAGGUGGCCUUCGGUCAAGGAGUUUUAGGGCAGGACUUCACCAAAAAUCUUCUUGCGAACAUCAACCAACUGACUGCUGGUAUUCAAAAUAAUGUUCAGCAGACGGUUCAUCAAAUCCAGGAAAAUGUUCAGGCACACUUGGCACAAAUUGAUCGCGUCAAUAAAGAUAUGGCAGCAAAACUCGGAAAAGAUGGCCAAUAUACAACGACUCUCGGGAACGGAUCAACUAUUUUAAUCAACGGGGUCGGUGGAGUAUCACGAACAAUUUUCUCCGGUCAAACCUCGAAUGGUGAACCCUAUUUUCGUGACAGCGAAGACCGCGUCGUUGGUAACAUUCUUCAUCAUACCGAUAGAAUUUAUAAUCCAACCACCCGAUCGAUGGACGAAUUCAGAUAUACUCUUGACCUUAAGGACCCCAAAGCGAAGCCUGUACCAGCUUAAAGAAAUAUUUCACAAUGGAUUGUAAGCUCAAAUGGCAAUUCUCCUCGCAAAUUGUAGAACGAAAUGUCGAUUCGCUUUUUUUUUUAGCACCAAACGUAUGUUAUUCAACGUACUUCUGUAACGAUGAAAAUUUUGGGGCUACCAAUUUGUACAUUUUCCAACAACAAGUCAUUUUUAUUCAGAACGAAAAACAUCGAGUGAGUGACAUAUC
Messenger RNA from Venturia canescens, 934 nucleotides. RefSeq lists its product as uncharacterized. The transcript has 3 exons. The coding region runs from base 235 to 723 and encodes 162 amino acids. NCBI's taxonomy places the organism in Eukaryota, Metazoa, Arthropoda, Insecta, Hymenoptera, Ichneumonidae. The record is from RefSeq and is a predicted model, not a curated record.